AUGGCACGCUUCUUCAAGAGCAUUGCAGGCCUGCUCCUCGUCGCCUCGACCGCUCGAGCCAAGCCCGUCUCGUCUUUCCAUGCGGGCCAAAACACUGCCACGAGCCCAUGUGCCCAGGUAGCGAGCUCCGUUGCAGCCCAGACGGCUGCUGCGCCCACUGUCUCUGCACAAUUGGCCUAUGAUUGCCUUACUUCGGUGCCAUUCAACCAGUCCGCCGCCCUCGCCCUUGUCGAUGGCGUCGUACCCUACUUUCGAUGGCAAAGCAAUACCGUUUGGCUCAAGGAUCCGCCCACUGAAUACGCAGAGAAGGUGCAGCCUGGCAUCGAUAUCUGGGGCCAGCUCUCGACUAUAAGGGCCAAAGUGGUUGCCAAUACGUAUGCCAAUGAGUAUGAGUUUGGCUUCGAGCUCUAUCGUCUUCUGCAAUCCACACACGACGGCCAUUUUGUCUAUAUCCCCGACGUGAUUGGAACAGUCUUCACUUUUGCGCGUCCUGUACCCCUCGUUUCGGUAUCAUCGGAUGGUAAGGAACUACCAAAGACGUACGUCUACGCCGAUGUCCUGGCUGAAUCUUUCGGUAACGCUACCUUCGCUCCAUCUCCCAUCACACACAUCAACGGCCAGGACGCCCAGGAAUACCUCGAGAACUGGGCCCAGUACGGCUCUCUCCAGGACCGGGAUGCUCUUUACAACAACGUUUUCUACGAGCUCGCUACUGUAUCGCUAGGCCCCACCGGGUCGGGUAUCGGCACUUUUGCCGGUUCUGGAAGAGGUCGCUAUAUCUACCCUGGCCCCACCACGGCGCUUCAGUUUGCUAAUGGAACAAACCAAACAUACACCAAUUUCGCCAAAGUCUUGAUUCCCUUCGACGGUGUCACCGAUGGCGAAAGCCUUUACAAGCUUUGGUUUACUGGCAACCCACCCACCCAGACUACUAGCUCCUCCCCUUCGCCAAGCGCCUCUUCAUCUGCCGUACCAAAGAUCCCCGCCCCCGGUUACCCCCCGCCAGUUGUUCGUGAAAGCCACAACUUGAUUGGUGGCUAUUUCCUGGAAGAUGAGUACUCCGAUGUUGCUGUGCUAUCCGUACCUUCAUUCGUCGGCAUCGAUGCACAAAAGCAAUUCCAAGCCACCGCUGUACAAUUCAUCACUGCCGCCAAGGCGGCGGGAAAGAAGAAGCUCAUCAUUGACGUUCAAGCCAAUGGCGGUGGUACCAUAUUGCUUGGAUACGACCUGUACUCGAUCCUCUUUCCCCACGGCAUUGACCAUGCAGCCGGCGAUCAAUUCCGUGCUUUCGAGUCCACUGAUGUAAUUGGUCAAGUCUUCUCAAAACUUUCUGAUGGUGUGUCGAGAGAGCCAGUUGAACCGGAAACCAACAGCCAGUUGUACAAUCUUCAGGGCGACGUUGUCUCUUCAACGUUCAACUAUCGCACUGAUCUCAACCUUGAAGAGAACCACUUUACCAGCUGGAAAGACAAGUUUGGCCCGCGUAAUAACAUGAAAGGUGACAAUGUCACUAAUCUCUUCCGCUGGGACUUCAACGAUCCCUUGAUUACCGUGAAUUCAGGCGGUAUCUAUGUCCAUGGCCACGGCCCUCUAUCCAACUAUACUGAACAACCCUUUGCCGCUGAGGACAUUGUUGUUAUUACCGACGGCUACUGCGCAUCUACUUGCACCAUUUUCUCCGAGCUUAUGCGCCAGCGCGCUGGUGUUAAAUAUAUCUCACUUGGUGGUCGCUCUCGUCAAGGCAUCACCCAGGCAGUGGGCGGCGUCAAGGGUACUAACAACUAUCCAUGGACAUAUAUCCAGGCUCUUGCUCAAUAUACAGUCAUUAAUGGAACAUCUACUCCUCAGGAUGCCGCGAAACUCAACGCCACUGAGCUUGGCCAAUAUUGGUCUUCUGUUCCCUUUGAUCGACAAGCCAUUGGCUCAGCAAUUAACGUCAACUUUCGCGACGGUAUCCGCGACGGCGACGCGACCAAUACGCCCCUGCAAUUUGUCUACGAGCCAGCUGAUUGCCGUAUACUGUACACUAAGCAGAUGACUGUAGAUAUGACCGCCAUUUGGAAGGCGGCUGCGGACACAACUUGGGGUGGCAAGAACCACUGCAUUGCUGGUGAUCUUGGUACACGUGCAACCAAUACCCUGGCGAAGCGAGAAUUGAGUGCUAGAGAAGAGGCUCUGAGCAAGAGGAUGAAGCAGUGGAGGAGAGAACUCAAGCUGCAGGACUAUCCUCUCGAUGUGCGUACAGAUAUGCGCAAGGCAAAGAUGAUGGGCGAUGGCAUCAUGUGGCCAUGA
Messenger RNA from Exserohilum turcica Et28A, 2292 nucleotides. RefSeq lists its product as uncharacterized. The record is from RefSeq and is a predicted model, not a curated record. The transcript has 3 exons. NCBI's taxonomy places the organism in Eukaryota, Fungi, Ascomycota, Dothideomycetes, Pleosporales, Pleosporaceae. The coding region runs from base 1 to 2292 and encodes 763 amino acids. Gene Ontology annotation, biological process: proteolysis. Gene Ontology annotation, molecular function: serine-type peptidase activity.